Molecule: messenger RNA, 1482 nt
Organism: Oncorhynchus kisutch (coho salmon)
Lineage: Eukaryota; Metazoa; Chordata; Actinopteri; Salmoniformes; Salmonidae
Product: chemokine XC receptor 1-like
Exons: 2
Coding region: 319-1371 (350 amino acids)
Biological process (GO): cell chemotaxis; G protein-coupled receptor signaling pathway; immune response
Cellular component (GO): external side of plasma membrane; membrane
Molecular function (GO): C-C chemokine binding; C-C chemokine receptor activity
Source: RefSeq, a predicted model, not a curated record
GCACGUCGGCUGCAGGUGCGAGGGUGUGCGUUUCACUGUCCAAUCCAAGACUCGAACAUGAUCUGAGCGCUUGAUCUGUGGUGGUUUGGUCUCUUGCGCAUCAAUUUGAGAAAGCCGACAGUGCAUUAUAAACGGAGAACGGACAGUUCAUUACAACCAAAGUGCCGCAUAUAUUGGCCCAAAAAUAACACUUUUUUUUCCCACGUUAUGUGGGGUGUUUAUAACAGAGAUGCAGUACCUUACCUUCAUCACAACUCCCCUGUCCUCAUAUCAUUGUGUAGCCUAGCAGGGACAGUGAGGCCAUCACGCUAAACCAUUAUGACGGGUACGACAGAUUUCAGCCAUGCCAUGGGGGAUAUUGAAACCAACGGCGCCGAUUACGAAUAUAAUGAGAAUUAUACAGACGAGGUCUGUAACAAGAACGGCGUUGUCAAGUUUGGCUCCAUCGCCACCCCUGCCUUCUUCUCUGUGGUGACUAUCCUGAGUCUAGCGGGCAACAUCCUGGUCCUGGCCAUCCUGGCCAAGUACGAGAACCUCAAGUCUCUCACCAACAUCUUCAUCCUCAACUUGGCACUAUCUGACCUGGUUUUUACCUUUGGUCUGCCCUUCUGGGCAGCCUACCACAUCUGGGGCUGGACCUUUGGCCUGAUCCUCUGCAAGACCGUUACCUUUGUCUUCUACGCUGGCUUCUACAGCAGCGUUUUGUUCCUGACCAUCAUGACUAUCCACCGCUACCUUGCCGUGGUGCAUCCUCUGUCCGACCAUGGUUCCCAAAGGGGCUGCUACGGGGUCACAGUCUCUCUCGUCAUCUGGGUUGUUAGUUUUGUGGCGGCCGUCCCUGCUUUGAUUUUCAGCUCUGUCCAAAAGAACCCCCAUGAAGAAGACAACCAUUUUUACUGUGAAUACUGGGAUCCACUGUGGAAGAGAGUGGGCAGCUACCAACAGAACAUCUUCUUCUUGGCUGCUUUUGCAGUGAUCGGGUUCUGCUACGUGAGGAUAUUGAGGACAAUCUUCAAGUCAAGGUCACACAUGAGGAAUCGAACCGUGAAGCUGAUCUUCAGUAUCGUGGCAGUAUUUUUCAUUGGCUGGGCGCCUUACAACGUGGUGAUAUUUCUGAGGUUGUUGACUGACUACUCCGUAGCACCUUUCAAUGCUUGUGAGGUCAGCACAUGGCUUGACUAUGGGUUCUAUGUGUGUCGAUUGAUUGCUUUCUCCCACUGCUGUCUCAACCCUGUCUUCUACGCAUUUGUUGGGAUUAAGUUCAGAAAUCACUUGAAGGUGAUCUUGCCGAAGCUUUGCCAUCGCCAAAGCACCAUGGAUACACAACAAAUUAGAUUACCUAACAUUUACUCGAUGGGAUCAAUGUACUAGCACAGGGGUCUUCAAUCUUUUCUUGCCCAGGGACCCACGCCAGGCAAACCGGCGACCCAGGGACCCCAUCAUAUGUUAGCAAAAAAAAUUAAAAGAAGUCACAAAUCAAAA